Frankliniella occidentalis (western flower thrips) is the source of this 1237-nucleotide messenger RNA. RefSeq lists its product as uncharacterized. The coding region runs from base 174 to 1175 and encodes 333 amino acids. The transcript has 3 exons. The record is from RefSeq and is a predicted model, not a curated record. Lineage: Eukaryota; Metazoa; Arthropoda; Insecta; Thysanoptera; Thripidae.
UCUGCCCAGUGAGAAGCAUUCGACGUAGCCGUCAAAUAGACCUCGAUUUAGAUGCUUUCCUCAAUGUUUCUUACUGGGUAGUCACUUAGGGAAUAAAUAUCAGAAUGUCACCCUAUACAAGAACAUUACAAUUUGGUUUUUAGACAUAUUUUCCUAUUUAAAUUCCAGUUAAUAUGGAGAGUGCCAAAUUUGUAUUAGAGAAAGAUGAGACAAACUCUAAGAAGGACAAAAGCAUUUGGCGAGCAAAUAUUAACACUCCAGAUGAAGUGGAAGAUUGGCUUAAGGAGUAUAAAGCAGCUUCUCAAACAGACUGGAUCGUGAAAGAUGAACCUAAAGGUCUCCAAAGGGUUGAAUUUCAUAAGUAUUGGCAGUGUCACCUCAGCAAAAGAAAUAAGGUGGAAAAGUCCAAAAGAAAUAAAAUAUGUCCUGUUAAGCUUGAUAUCAAAAUUAAAAAAAUUAAUCGCUUUACUAUCAGAAAUGACCCUAAAUAUCUUGGAAGAGAGAUACCUUUGCCAGCAGUUAUAACAAUGUCAAAUGAUCAUACUCACCCUACUAAGGGAUGCUUUGAGACCCUUGGUUACUUGAGAAUUUCAGAGGAAACUACUGAAAUUUUUUACAAGUACUUUGAUGAAGGGCUGAGUCCUGGAGCUGCUUAUCGUAUGAAUGACUUGUCAGUGAAGCUGAGGCCCAACAGUGGUGAACUGAGAGCAAAUUCUUCUGUAAAUCCUACGAUAAGAAUGGUGCAACAUUUAUUUGACAAUUGGAGGAGAAGUGAAUUUGGACAAAGCUGGGGAACUGAUCCGUUUCCUAAAUUAAGAGAAAAAAUCCCUGCUUAUGAAGCUGAAGGUACAUCAAUCCAUAUUGAUGACUCUGACAGUGAGUGCUGGGCUUGUGUAGUUGUAACACCAAUCAUGAAACGGGCACAAAAGUUGGCUUCUUCUGGGGAAAUUAUUUUUACUGAUUCUACCAGUAAUGUAGAAUUCACUCAAAGCACUUUUACACUCAUGCUAACAGCAACUAAGGGUGGAGCUGUGCCAAUAGCAGUGCUCAUUCACAGUGCGCAAACCACUGCUUGCUACAUCAAGGCUUACAAGCUGUUGAAGGAUAACUAUCCAAACUGCUUUGGAGGAAAAGAAGUGAGUACUUUGUCAGAUGUGAUUCAUAAAUUAAUAUAAUGUAGUACAGAGUAUGGGCUUUGGGCUUACAAUGUAUAAUAAUAUUUUUAUUUUUUUUUCAU